Drosophila suzukii is the source of this 850-nucleotide messenger RNA. RefSeq names its product cytosolic prostaglandin E synthase (gene p23). Lineage: Eukaryota; Metazoa; Arthropoda; Insecta; Diptera; Drosophilidae. Gene Ontology annotation, molecular function: protein-folding chaperone binding; Hsp90 protein binding. Gene Ontology annotation, biological process: chaperone-mediated protein complex assembly; protein folding. Gene Ontology annotation, cellular component: nucleus; cytosol. The record is from RefSeq and is a predicted model, not a curated record.
CACUCUGUUUCAUGACAAUUUUGUGCAUGACAAUUUUGUUCCACUGAGAUUGCCUUUUUUUGUAACGAAAAACAGGCUGUCAGUCAGAAGUGUUCCGGCUCCGUAAACCGAAAAACAGCAAAUCGCAACAGCAGCAGCAUAAUGUCGUCAGCAGCAGGAGUUAUUCCGCCUCCAGUUUCAUGGGCCCAGCGUAAUGACUUUCUCUACGUCAUCAUUGAUGUGGAGUGCAAGGACAUCGAACACAAAGUCACGGAAAACAGCUUCACCUUCAAGGGCGUGAACGUGCUGGAUGCGUCGAAGAAGUACGAAGUCACACUGAACUUCCUCCACGAGGUGGAUCCCGAGAAGGUGACCAGCAAGAACAUCGGCCGUUGCCUGGAAUUCACAAUACCCAAGAAGACGGCCGGACCCUACUGGUCCUCGCUGACCACGGACAAGACCAAGUUGCAUUUCCUAAAGGCCAACUUUGCCAAGUGGCGCGAUGAGUCCGACGACGAGGAAGGUGAUCAAAAAGACAACGGCAUGUUUGGCAAUUUCCUGAACAGCCCUGGUGGCGACUGGAACAACAAGUUCGACGACUUCAACGUCGACGACGAGGAGGAGGACUCCGAUGACAGCAUCCCGAGUCUGUCCCAGAACGACGAGGAGGGCGGCGAGGGUGACAAGGAGAAGAAGCCAGCUGCCUAGACGGCCGCUCGGAUGGUGUCUAGCAUUUUGGCGUAGUCGUAGCGUUAGCCGUGGCGCUUAUACCAUAAGUCAACACACGAUCACAACACUCACUCCUCACACUCCCAAGAAAACUAAAACGAAAAGAAAAGAACACUCAAUCACUCAUAAGAACAUCCACAAA